AUGAGCGUCGAAAAUCUCCGCAAACAAAGAAGCGGGUUAAAGGGAAAAAUAACGAACAUAAGAAACUUCAUCAUCAAGGCUGAGAAAGAUGCGGAGAACGUGCUACCGGGAGAAAUUACGGCCCGCCUUCGAGCGUUGGAGGACACGCAUUUGAAAUUCCAGGCUGUAGCGCAGAACCUCCUAUUGCUGCUACCUGAGGAGGAAUACCAGCAAAGAGAUGAAGUGGAGGAAAACGAGUUUGAUGAGCGAUACUUUUCGACCAAAGCCGCUCUGCUGCAGUUGGCGGAAAGGAUCAAAUUGCCGCCCACAGGCCCUUUUACAAGUGCAUCGACUUCGAACAGUGAUACAGGCGUGAUGCAAGUUCUGGAGCAGCAGACAACGUUGAUUCAGAGAAUGGCCGAGCGGUCGGUUGAAAGCGACGGCAGUGCGUUGGCACGAAUAAUAGAACAACAAAAUCAAUUACUAGAAAGAUUAAGUACGCGGUCUAACACGCACGCACGAGAAUCUCACGUAAAAUUGCCAGUAAUCCAGUUGCCGUCAUUUGACGGAAAUAUGGAAGAGUGGAAGCGAUACUCCGACACAUUUAAAACGUUGAUACACGACAGCGAUCUGACUAAUGUGCAGAAGCAUCAAUAUUUGGUUGGUUCGUUGAGCGGCCAAGCCGCUAAAAUAAUCGAGUCGAUAGACAUUUCCGAGAACAAUUACGCCAUCGCUUGGGACUUGUUGAAGAAAAGAUACGAUGACGAGCGAGGCAUUCGGAAGCGGCACAUACAUUGUUUGUUCGAGCUACCAUUGGUGAAACGAGAAUCAGCCAGCGCGAUCCAAGAUUUAGUGGAUCAUAUUCAAAAACAUUUGCGAGUUUUACAAGCAAUGGGACUCCCUACCGAGUCAUGGGGAGAUCUAAUUAUUUAUUUGAUCGAGAAGAAUUUGGACAACGCGACAAGAAGACGUUGGGAGGAGCACAUCGAGCAAAGGGACGGUGUGACGACAAGCGUGAUGAUCGAGUUUUUGCAGCGGCAAUGUCAGCUGUUGCGACGAGCGACUUCGGACAGCGAAAGCGUCAACAAGGCAAAGGACGACGUUCGCGAGAAGGACAAAACGAAAAAUCUAAAAUUGGCAGACCCGUUCUUUUACAAUCCAGGUCAUAUUGACGCGCUCAUAGGCGGAGAAUUCUUCCUUCAAUUGUUGGAAGCCGGUAAGAUUGAACUCGGGAAUAAUUUGCCGGCAUUACAAAACACUAAGUUCGGUUGGAUUGUGUCGGGCCCAGUACCACAACAUUUGAUCGCGAGUCGGACGACCAAUCACCAACCUUCAAAUAAUCAUGUAUGUUUGGUUACGCAGCAAAUAUCAUUAGACGAUACUUUGCGGAAAUUCUGGGAAUUGGAAGAAUACACCGAUAACAACACAAGGUUGUCGAAGGAAGAACAGUACUGCGAGAAUCAUUUCGCAAACACAACAAAGCGAGACGCGUCCGGGCGGUUUGUCGUUCGACUACCUUUCCGCGAAAACAGGGCUCAGCUCGGACAAUCGAGAGACAUCGCGAUGAAGCGUUUAAUUUGUUUGGAACGGAAAUUUCAACGGGAACCGGAAUUAUACAAAUUGUAUUCCGAGUUUAUGCGGGAAUAUAUCGAUUUGAAUCAUAUGUCUAAGGUCACCGGGGACGCUCGAAUACCAAAUCCAGUCUAUUUGCCGCACCAUGGCGUUCUUCGUGAAUCGAGCACAACUACUAAGCUGCGAGUGGUAUUCAAUGCGUCCUCGAAGACCACCUCGGGCAUUUCAUUGAACGAUACGUUGAUGAAGGGACCGAAUUUACAGGAUAGCAUAAUUAACCUAAUGUUGCGAUUUCGUUUGCACGCCGUUGCGAUCACGGCUGACUUGCGAAAAAUGUAUCGCCAGGUUUUAGUACACGAGGAUGACCGCGAUUAUCAGAGAAUUCUAUGGCGUUUUUCCCCGAUUGAUCCGGUAGAUGACUAUUGGUUGAAUACCGUGACUUAUGGUCAAACUAGCGCUUCGCAUCAAGCCAUUAGCUCCGUGCAACAGCAAGCCAAAGACGGGGCUAGCCGGUUUGAACUAGCAUCGCGAAUUCUACUAGAGGAUUCUUAUGUUGACGAUAUUAUUACAGGAGCUGAUAGCGAGCCCGAAGCUAUUAAAGUAGUCUCACAAUUGGAGAGUCUGUUAUGCGAAGGGGGUUUUGAGACUCACAAAUGGCGCUCAAAUCGUGAGGGAGUUGUACCUGAGCCGCUUGCCGUCGAUCGAGUCGAGGAGUCGACGGUGUUGGAGAUUGACGCAAGUGCCGUAAAGACAUUGGGAUUGGGUUGGCAUCCCAAAUCAGACAUGUUUCAGUUUUCCAUCGAGCCUAUAACGAGUUCAGUUAAGACCAAGCGCGAGGCACGCGUUGCACCGGUUAAAAGUAGGACUAUCACGCUGCCUAGGCUCGAGCUAUGCGGUGCUGUGGUGCUUGUACAUUUGGUGCAAGGCGUUAAGAAGGCUCUCAGGAUAAAGCUCGAUGAGGAGCACGCAUGGAGCGACUCUAAGAUAGUACUGGCGUGGAUCGCCGGCGAUCCAUCGUGUCAGAAGUUAUUUAUAUCGAAUCGAACUGCUGAGAUUCAGUCCAUUCUUCCGUCGAGACAUUGGCAUCAUGUGAACGGAAACGAGAACCCUGCGGAUUUGAUUUCGAAGAGUACAAGCUUGAAAAUUUUGAGGCAGAGCAAAAUCUGGUGGGAGGGCCCCGAUUGGUUGUCACGUUCCGAUGAUUGCGAGCUACGUAAGAUGAAAACGCUGAGUCUUACCGAGGAAGACGAGAAAACCAUUCGGGCAGAACGGGUUUCCAAUACGCGAGUCUUCGUGAGCGUUGGCAUUUCAAAUGACGUUGCGGAGUUCUUAUUAAAUAAAUACUCUUCACUGUCAAGGAUCGAACGCAUUCUGGCUUGGAUCGUUCGAUUCGGCUUUAAUGUUAGGAGGAAUCGCGACAAUCGUAAUUUAGAUUUUCUGACAAUUGACGAGAUUCGCCGCGCGCAUCAGUUAUUGAUUGUAGCGGUGCAGAGAGUUCAUUUUUCCGAGGAAAUGUCAAGCCUGUUGUCGGGGAAACAAAUUCGAUCUAGUAGCAAAUUAUUGUCGCUCAAUCCGUUUGUGGAUGAGAGAGGACUUCUCAGGGUGGGCGGCAGAAUUCAAAACUCUCAAGUGGCCUUUGAGAAGAAACAUCUAAUCAUUCUACCAUCCGAUAGUAGAUUCACGAGGUUGUUGUUCGAAAAGGAACAUCGUAGACUAUUGCAUAUAGGUCCACAGGCAUUGUUGUAUUCAAUUCGAGAAAAAUAUUGGCCUUUCAAAGGGAAAAUCAUCGCCAGAAAAAUCACACAUGAUUGCAUAACUUGUUUCCGCAACAAGCCGAAACCAUUAUCGCAGAUCAUGGGUCAGUUGCCCGCAGAUCGAGUCACCCCGACUCGUCCAUUUUUCGUAAUUGGCGUAGAUUUUGCCGGGCCUAUUACUACAUUGGUUAAUCGAGGCUGCGGAAGAAAAACCAACAAGUCUUACAUAUCCUUAUUUGUAUGCUUCUCAACAAGGGCCGUCCAUCUUGAGGCGGUCAGUGAUCUUAGCACGGCUUCCUUUCUGGCAGCGCUUAGACGCUUUGUGGGACGUCGAGGUUGUCCGCAGCGCAUUUAUUGUGACAACGCUACUAAUUUUGUAGGAUCCAAGAAUGAGCUCCGUGAGAUAUAUCGUCUACUCAAAAAUGGGAAGCCAGACGUAAACGAGUUUUGCAUUUCACAUAACAUAGAGUGGAAGUUUAUCCCACCAUCGUCACCUCACAUGGGGGGAUUGUGGGAAGCUGGGGUAAAAUCAUGCCAAUUUCAUUUGAAACGCGUUAUUGGAGAAAGUCUUCUGACGUUUGAAGAAUUGGCUACCGUGUUGAUACAAAUUGAAGCAUGUCUGAACUCGCGUCCGAUUUGUCAGUUGCCGUCCACGGCAGACGAUUUACAACCCCUAACACCGGGACAUUUUUUAACAGGUGAUUUAAUGAUCGCUCUUCCAGAUGCUGACGUAACCGACAUUCCGUUAAAUCGACUCGAUCGCUGGCAAGCGGUUCAGAGAAUCGCGCAAGAUUUUUGGAAGCGAUGGAGCCGAGAAUAUUUGACGUCACUGCAAGGCAGAACGAAAUGGACGUCUGAGCGAGACAAUUUAGCCAUUAACGAUGUUGUCUUGAUACAAGAUAACAAUGCGCCGCCAUUAAGGUGGAAAUUAGGAAAAGUAAUCCAGGUUUACGAGGGUACCGACGAAAGGGUGCGUGUUGCGACCCUUAAAACUGCUAAUGGAAUUUGUAAGCGUAGCGUAAACAAAUUGUGUAGACUCCCGUUAACCGAUGCGUUGCCUGCGAUAUCUGCAAUCAAGCGUUAG
Messenger RNA from Temnothorax curvispinosus, 4389 nucleotides. RefSeq lists its product as uncharacterized. Bases 1 to 4389 code for a protein of 1462 amino acids. Lineage: Eukaryota; Metazoa; Arthropoda; Insecta; Hymenoptera; Formicidae. Gene Ontology annotation, biological process: DNA integration. The transcript is spliced from 3 exons. The record is from RefSeq and is a predicted model, not a curated record. Gene Ontology annotation, molecular function: nucleic acid binding.